This is a messenger RNA of Colletotrichum godetiae, 1685 nucleotides long. RefSeq names its product calcium/proton exchanger. The transcript has 2 exons. Lineage: Eukaryota; Fungi; Ascomycota; Sordariomycetes; Glomerellales; Glomerellaceae. The record is from RefSeq and is a predicted model, not a curated record. The coding region runs from base 42 to 1238 and encodes 398 amino acids. Gene Ontology annotation, biological process: intracellular calcium ion homeostasis; calcium ion transmembrane transport. Gene Ontology annotation, molecular function: calcium:proton antiporter activity. Gene Ontology annotation, cellular component: fungal-type vacuole membrane.
UACCAAGGUGUCCCUCCUCAGCAGUAAGUUCAAUCAGUUAUAUGGCGAUACUAUGGUUCGCCUUGCGCCGCUGUGAGCUGACGGACUAUUUCCCACUAGACUAUGUCAACUUCCUGCUCGUCAUGGUGCCUAUUGGUAUUGUGGCUGGAAAGCUGCACUGGAGCCCAGUCGCCGUCUUCACCAUUAACUUCUUCGCCAUUAUCCCCCUCGCCGCUGUUCUGUCCUUUGCCACUGAACAAAUCUCGAUGAAGCUGGGCGAGGCCCUCGGAGGCCUGCUCAACGCUACCUUUGGAAACGCCGUCGAGCUGAUUGUCAGCAUUGUCGCCCUGAAGGAAGGUCAAAUCGAGGUUGUCCAGUCGUCUAUGCUAGGCUCCAUUCUUUCCAACCUGCUGCUUGUCAUGGGCAUGUGCUUCUUCUUUGGCGGUAUUGUCAACAUGCGCGACAGAGUUACUGGCCAGGGCAUGGAACAGAGUUUCGCCUCUGCUACGGCGCAGACCACUUGCUCGCUGAUGACGCUGUCUUCGGCAUCGCUGGUCAUCCCUGCUACGCUCUACUCGGUUCUCGACAAGGCCGACAGCGAAGAGAAGGAGCACAGCAUCUUGGUACUCUCCCGCGGUACCGCCAUCAUCCUGCUAAUGCUCUAUGUCUUGUACCUCUGGUUCCAGCUGCGCACUCACCCCAAUCUCUUUGAUGCCGAGACUCAGCACCACCACGAGGAGGAGGUCGAGGAGCCGAUCAUGGGCCCUAUUGCGGCAGCCGUCGUCCUCGUCGUCACCACCGUCUUGGUCGCUAUUUGCGCCGAUUACCUCGUCGAAAGCAUCGAUCCCAUUGUCGAAACCGCCCACAUCAGUAAAAAUUUCAUUGGUCUCAUUCUCAUUCCCAUUGUUGGUAACGCGGCAGAACACGUCACGGCUGUCGUCGUAGCUAUCCGCAACAAGAUGGACCUCGCCAUGGGUGUUGCCAUUGGCUCCAGCAUCCAGAUCGCCCUUCUCGUCACCCCGUUCUUGGUCAUCCUCGGAUGGGCUGUUCUCGACAAGCCCAUGACCCUCCACUUUGAGACUUUCGAGACUGUCGCCUUCGCAUUCUCCGUGCUGGUCGUUACGUACACUGUUCAGGACGGCAAGUCCAACUACUUGGAGGGUGCCAUGUUGCUUGGUCUGUACAUCAUCAUCGCCUUGGCCUUUUACGUCAGCCCCAGCGAAGCCAUCGACCGGGUUUUGUCCGUUGUUCAGGGUUGAGAUAACUGAGCGCUGAAAAUGCCGAGGUUACAAAACAAUUCGCAAGGCGCAGUUUGCCGGGCUCCUUUGUCUACGUCAGCAAACAAACUUAUCCUACCACUAUAUUCGGGUAGGCGUCUUGACGCUGUGUUGAUUACGGGACGAUACCCAACGGUCACGUCGAGCCCACGGACACCGAGUGACUGAAUAUUCUAUCUUUGGGGAUGAUGCGCCCCCGGUGCGCAUUUCCCUUGUGUACGUAGUCCGACCUGUAUUAUAUUCCCUUGGUGUGGCUGUUUUGUUUUUCCGGGAGGCCAAGGUCUCAGGUCUCUCCGCAAAAACGGAGAAAAUUGAAUGGAGCAAAGGAACAGAGAAAGAAAGAAAAAAUCAUUGGUUCGCAAGGUCCGUAAUUGCUAGUCUUUGUCUUGAGAGUAAGAAAGAAUAUACCAUUAUCGUCUUAAGAACGAA